Messenger RNA from Athalia rosae (coleseed sawfly), 2958 nucleotides. RefSeq lists its product as uncharacterized. Gene Ontology annotation, cellular component: endoplasmic reticulum. Bases 138 to 2879 code for a protein of 913 amino acids. The transcript is spliced from 18 exons. The record is from RefSeq and is a predicted model, not a curated record. Gene Ontology annotation, molecular function: mannosyltransferase activity; omega peptidase activity. Lineage: Eukaryota; Metazoa; Arthropoda; Insecta; Hymenoptera; Athaliidae.
UUUUCUUGCAGCAAUCCUAUGCACUCGGCUGUGUCCUGUCACUUGACAGCACUGCUUGACAGGCGCAGUCGCUAUCCAAGACACGUGUUACCCUUGCUUGUGACUUUCCUCAAGUUCACCGACCGCUUUGAAUAACAAUGUUUUAUACAAUUCCUUUCGAAGUUUAUACAGUACUCGUGUCGUUGGCAAUUAUCCUAAUCUUGUGGUUAUCUACGAGACGAAAAGCCAAAAAUGUAUGUGUAGUAGUCUUAGGGGAUGUGGGUAGAAGCCCAAGAAUGCAAAACCAUGCACUGUCUUUUGCAAAAGAAGGUUACCAAGUAGACGUCGUUGGUUAUACUGGUUCUGCUCCUCUCAAUGAACUUACUGAACAUCCCAACGUUCAAAUGCGAUAUAUGAAACCUCCCCCAAAUCUACAAGAAAGACUGCCUCGCUUAGUUUUCUACGGAUUAAAAGUUAUCUGGCAAUCUGUGACUCUACUGACUGUCUUGGUGGUUAAACGGCGCUCCAGUUAUUUGCUAUUGCAAAAUCCUCCUGCUAUACCAACAAUGCCAAUAUGCUGGCUUUAUUGCAUGCUUAUGCGUGUUCAGCUUACCAUAGACUGGCACAAUUAUGCUCAUACUAUUCAGGCACUAAGUUCAGGAUGCGAGGAUGCAUUUGUUAGAAUAACUAAAUAUAUUGAAUUCACAUUUGGACGUCUAGCAGCCAGUAACUUCUGUGUCAGCGAAGCAAUGAGAGCAGAUCUUCAGAAAAAAUGGAAUAUAAAAGCAAAAGUAUUGUAUGAUCGACCUUCUCAAGAAUUUCAUCCUAUUUCACUCUUGGAAAAGCAUAACUUGAUGCUUAACUUGGGAGAGACCUACUCAAUAGUCAAAGGGCAAAAGAAAAAUUCAACGGUAUUCACAGACUGCUCAGAAGAUGGACAGGUCACUCUGCGAAGAGACAGACCUGCCCUACUUGUUUCUAGCACCAGCUGGACACAGGAUGAAGAUUUUGGAAUAUUGAUAGCAGCUCUUCAAGAAUAUGAAGACGCUUAUGGAACUGAAGAAUUGAUGUUGCCUGACAUUAUUUGUUUUGUAACUGGCAAGGGACCUCUUAAAGAGUUUUGGACAGCAAUAAUAAAACGGAGAAAUUGGCAGCAUGUUGAGGUAAUUACGCCUUGGCUAGAAAACGAGGACUAUCCCAAGCUUUUAGCCAGCGCGGACUUAGGCAUUUGUCUUCACACUUCCUCAAGUGGCUUAGAUCUUCCAAUGAAGUUAGUUGAUAUGUUCGGCAGUGGGCUUCCUGCAUUGGCGUUUAACUACAAAUGUUUAGACGAGCUACUUGUGCACAAAACCAAUGGCAUGGUUUUCGCAGAUGAAAAGGAUCUCGCGCAAUUGUUGCUGAAAUGGUUUGAGAAUUUUCCUGAUAACAAGGACCAACAGUUGGAGGAUAAAAAAUUCCGUGAGCAAUUAAUGAUUUAUCAAAAGCAGCGUUGGCAUGAUUAUUGGUUAGCAAACGCGGCACCGAUUUAUUUGUACAGUGAAUUUUUACCCACGAGAACGGUAAAAGAUGGUUUGUAUGGUUACAAAGUUCUAUGUCGUAUAAUGUGUCUGAAUCUGCGGUUUCAACUGGGAUCCUUCAUUCACGGUGACCGAGCAAGCAACCACAGGUCUGGAAACGCCACAGGCACGACCCAAGGCUCCUUUACUCCUAACAAAAACAUAGGGGACGUUCUUGUCCUCGCAAAGCAGCGGAAGAUGCACCUCAUUGGCUCCCUUGCGGAGCUGCUUGUAAUUCAUAGCUUGCUGCACCAGGUUGAGGAUCUUUGCUGUCAGGGUGGCGUCAGCCAAAGGAUAAGCCUUGGGAUUUACUUGAUAACGAUGGAGCUCCGAUAUUUUGUCUUUCUCAUAAGCUUAUUAGCUGUUUAUUUCUCGUCGCUUUCUAACGCUAAUUCUUCAUCCAUAGUUAACUUACAACCCGACACACCUUCGGAUAAACCUUUGACAACAGAUCGGCCCAUAAUCGGCAUCUUGGCCCAGGAAAUCAGUUAUUAUUUGAACAGAUCAUAUCCGAACCAAUAUGACAGUUUUAUCGCCGCAUCUUACGUUAAAUUUGUGGAAGGUGCCGGGGCCUUGGUUGUGCCAAUAUGGAUCGGCAAGGGAGAAUCAUACUACGAAGACAUCCUGAGCAAAGUAAACGGCGUCCUUUGGCCUGGCGGUAGUUCAUAUUUUAAUGUUAGUAAGGGUUACGCCGAAGCCGGGGCGAUAAUUUACAGAAUCGCUACUAGAAUGAACAAUGAAGGUAUUUAUUUUCCGAUAUGGGGAACCUGCUUGGGAUUUGAACUUCUCACAUACGUAGCAGCUGGUGGCGUUGAACAUCGUUCCGCUUGUUCUAGCAAAAAUCAGGCACUCCCACUCGAGUUUGUAUCAGGAUACGAAUCCAGCAGAAUGUUCGAAAAUGCUCCGCCUCUUAUAAUCGAUAUUCUGUCGCAAAAUCACGUCACAGGAAACUACCAUCAGUACUGUGUAACUCGAGAUGAUUUAAAGAGAGUAAAUCUGGAAUCAAAGUUCAAAGUAUUAUCGAUAAAUCACGAUUGGAACGGAUUCGAAUUUAUAUCAGCGAUCGAGCACGUGAGCCUGCCUUUUUACGGGGUUCAAUUUCAUCCUGAAAAAAAUCUUUACGAAUGGGUCAGAAAGACUAACAUUACCCAUAGUUUCGAAGCAUCUCUAGCCAGCCAAUACUUCGCGAAUUUUUUCGUCGAAGAGGCGAGAAAAAAUUUGAACUCGUUUCCUAAUAAUUCUGAUCUGGAAUACUUGAUUUAUAAUUACCCUAUAACCUUCACCGCUCCUAAAAGUUCCUACUUGCAGUGUUACUUGUUUUCGAAUUGUUCGAAAAACGAGUGAUGAUUAAUUAAACAAAUAAUUAUAAGUCUACUUUAUCGCUGUUAAAUUUCCAAUAAAAAUAAAACAAAUUAAUCCAUCA